This is a messenger RNA of Rhinopithecus roxellana (golden snub-nosed monkey), 3705 nucleotides long. RefSeq names its product SH3 domain and tetratricopeptide repeat-containing protein 1-like. Gene Ontology annotation, molecular function: protein binding. Lineage: Eukaryota; Metazoa; Chordata; Mammalia; Primates; Cercopithecidae. The record is from RefSeq and is a predicted model, not a curated record.
CUCGCAUCUGCACCUUUCUGGCUUCAUGUGAGUCUCGUUUAUUUGAGCAUAUGACUUCAGGCUGUGGGGAAGAAUGGCCAUUUUAGGACAGAGAUGCACACAAAGGAACAACUGGCUAAAUGUGAGUGAAGACAUUCUUAGGGGGGUUUCAUUUCUUUUCUUCUGUAACAGGCAGUCUGGGAAGCAUUCUAGACACGUGGCCUGCACUGUCACAGUUCCUCCUUGCAGGAUCGCAGAUGUUUGGAGAUUGUAGUGAUAACCGUUAUCAUUGAGAAUGUCAUUCUCGCAGGCUCUAAUAAGUCAGGAUUUAUUCAGUGUUAAUUUGUUAAAGACAACUGUAUUUCUAGCCAAAUCCAUGUUAGACGUUUCUCCUGGCAGUGUUGCUGGGGCUAUUCCCGUGGCUUAGUCUUAGGGAAGCACACGCCUUUGAAUACUGCUGAAGCUGUGAGUACCCAAAGCGCACUGGAGUACUUUUGCCAUAUGGGGUGUUAGUCACUGAUACACGUCUCAGUCAGACCUGAUGGAUUCUUGACCCCUUCCUUUUUUAAUUUUUUAAUUUUAAUUUAAAGUUUUGUUUUUUAAGAGCACAACCCCUCAGGUGGCCACCGUGAAUCUCUGGUGUCUUCAGUUGGUUGAAGCCUAUUUGCCGUCUCUGGUUCAAACAUAUUCGAAGCCUGAUGAUGCUUCCCUCGGUUGUUCUUCUGCUGUGUGACCUCCGCGCCCGCAGGGUUCAAGACUGUCAGAGCUGGGAGCCACCUUCACAACUACCAGGGUUUCGGGAACCUCCUUUAUCUAGCCCUGGGGAUGGAAGAGAUGUCAUCAGAGACUCAGUAGAGGAAGCUGAGACUGAGCAGCCGCAGGAACAAGAAAUACCUCCACCUUGCCUGGGCCUGGAGCCACAGGAGACCCUUCCGAAGUUGAGGAAUGUUCUGGAACAAUGCAAGGCCUGCCCAGGCUGCCCCCAGGAGCCAGCGUCCUGGGGUCUCUGUGCGGCAUCCAGCAACGUGAGCUUGCAGGACCCCGAGGAGCCCUCCUUCUGCUUGGAAGCUGAAGAUGACUGGGAGGAUCCAGAGGCCCUGAGCUUACGGCUGCUGUUCCUGAACACCUCCGGAUACAAGGCCAGCUUCUGUGGCCUGUACAACGUGGCGCUGCCAUGGCUGAGCGGCAUGUUCUGCAGCUUUAGCGACGAGGAGGAGCUGACUGGGCGCCUGGCACAGGCCCGAGGGGCGGCCAAGAAAGCUGGCCUCCUCAUGGCCCUGGCCAGGCUCUGCUUCCUCCUAGGGCGGCUGUGCUGCAGGAGGCUCAAGCUGUCCCAGGCCCGGGUGUACUUUGAGGAAACACUGGGGACCCUGGACAGCAGCUUCGGGGACCUGUUCCAGGUGGUGGCUGUGUACGCCAACCUGACCAGCAUUUACUGGAAGCAGAACCGGGAGAACUUUACACAGGUGGUUCCCAAAGCCAUGGCCCUGCUCCUGGGGACGCCCGGCCACAUCUGCAGCACCGAGGCGGACGGGGAGCUCCUGCAGCUGGCGCUGCAGUGGGCGGUGGGUGGCCAGAGCCUGCAGGCUGAGGCCCGGGCCUGCUUCCUGCUGGCCAGGCACCACGUGCACCUCAAGCAGCCCGAGGAGGCCCUGUCCUUCCUAGAGCGGCUGUUGCUUUUGCACAGGGACUCCGGAGCCCCAGACGCUGCGUGGCUCUCAGACUGCUCCCUGCUCCUGGCUGACAUCUACACGAAGUGCCUGCCCCACCUGGUGCUGAGCUGUGUCAAGGUGGCCUCAUUGAGGACACAGGACUCACUGGCCAGCUCGCUGAGGAGCGUGAACCUGGUGCUCCAGAACGCCCUCCAGCCCCACAGCCUCCCCACCCAGACUUGCCACUACCUCAGGCGAGCGCUGGCCUCCCUAACUCCGGGCACAGGCCAGGCUCUGCGUGGCCUUCUCCAUGCCAGCCUGGCCCAGCCGUACAGCCACCAUGGCUACCACAGCCCGGCCGUCACCUUCAUGACGCAGGCGGUGGAAGCCAGUGCUGUUGCUGGAGUCUGUGCCAUCGUGGACACCCUGGUGGCCAUGGCCUGGCUGCACGUGCUUCAUGGGCAGAGCCUGGUGGCCUUGAACAUCCUGCAGUCUGUCCAGGAUGCAGUGAUGGCCAGCGAGGACCAGGAAGGUGUGAUUGCCAACAUGGUGGCCGUGGCUCUGAAGAGGACAGGCCGGACGAGGCAGGCAGCCGAGGGCUACUACCGCGCCCUAUGGGUGGUUUGGGACCUGGGCCAGCGGAGGAACCAGGCAGUGGUGCUGGCCAACUUCGGGACCCUGUGCCUGCACGCGGGUGCCAACAGGCUGGCCCAGCACUACCUUCUGGAGGCCGCGCCUCUGUUCUCGAGGCUUCCCUGUUUGGAGUGUGGCUGGGACUUCACCCACGUGCUCCUGCAGCUGGGUCACCUCUGCACCCGCCAGGGCCCGGCCCAGCAGUGCAAGGGCUACUGUGAGUGGGCCCUUCUGGUGGCCGUGGAGAUGGACCACGUGGAGAGCCAGCUGCGGGCCGUCCAGUGGCUGUGCUACUUCUACAGCGUCGUCAUGCCCAGCGAGGCCCAGUGUGUCCUCUACCACGAGUUCCAGCUCUCUCUGGCCCACAAGGUGACCGACAAGGUGCUGGAGGGGCAGCUCCUGGAGACCAUCAGUCAGCUCUACCUGUCCCUGGGCACUGAGCGGACCUAUAGAUCCACUCUGGACUACACCAAACAAAGUCUGGGGAUUCUCAUUCACCUCCAGAAGAAAGAGGAGGCGCAUGCCUGGCUGCAAGCAGGGAAGAUCUACUACAUCCUGCGGCAGAGCGAGCUGGUGGACCUGUACAUCCAGGUGGCACAGAAUGUGGUCCUGUACACAGGCGACUCCAACCUGGUGGAGCUGUUUGAGGCAGCUGGAGACAUCUUCUUCAAUGGGGCCUGGGAGCGGGAGAAAGCCGUGUCCUUCUACCAGGACCGGGUCCUGCCCCUGGCAGUGACUAUGGGCAACCGUAAGGCGGAGCCGCAGCUGCAGCUGUGCAACAAGCCGGUGGCACUGCUGGCCAUGCUGGAGGAGCCCCAGGAGGGCUUGGAAUUUGCCCACAUGGCCCUAGCACUCAGCAUCACUCUGGGGGACCGGCUGAAUGAGCACGUGGCCUACCACCGGCUGGCCGCCCUGCACCACUUGCUGGGCCAUGGCAAGCUGGCGGAGCACUUCUACCUCAAGGCCCUGUAGCUCUGCAACUCGCCGCUGGAGUUUGACAAGGAGACCCUCUACUACGUGAAGGUGUACCUGGUGCUCGGUGACAUCCUCUUCUACGACCUGAAGGAACGGUUUGAUGCAGCCGGGUACUACCAGCUGGCACUGGCAGCCGCCGUGGACCUGGGCAACAAGAAGGCACAGCUGAAGACCUACACGCGGCUGGCCACCAUCUCCCACAACUUCCUCCUGGACCACGAGAAGUCGCUCUUCUACCAGAAGGCCAGGACCUUCGCCACAGAGCUCAAUGUCUGCAGGGUCAACCUGCCUCCUCUGCCACUCUGCGGGUGGGCCCCCUGGUUGGCCCCAGCCACCCUCGCUGAGGACAGCAUCCGAGGGAGUGGGUUUUGUGCAAGGAGGAUGGUCUCCUGCCUCUCCUGGUGUCUCCCGUGGCUCAUUUUCUGGGAAAUGGAGGCAUGAAAGCAGGGUUCAAAUAGCAAUAAUU